Messenger RNA from Dovyalis caffra, 2664 nucleotides. NCBI's taxonomy places the organism in Eukaryota, Viridiplantae, Streptophyta, Magnoliopsida, Malpighiales, Salicaceae. The record is from the annotation of a GenBank genome assembly.
AUGGCCGCCGCUUUCAGUGCUCUCUCCCUCUGUCCGUACAGUAUAUUAUGCCGCCGUAGCUCUACCAAGCGUUCUGUUUCCUGCUCCACCGUCUCUCCUACUACAACUUCUAUUGGCAGUAGAGUAACGAAAGCGCCGCCGCGUAAAAGGAGUGGAAGAAUGGAAGGGGCAGGGAAAAGUAUGGAAGAUUCAGUGAAAAGAAAGAUGGAGCAGUUUUAUGAAGGGUCUGAUGGUCCGCCGUUGCGAAUUGUUCCAAUUGGUGGCUUGGGUGAGAUUGGGAUGAAUUGUAUGCUUGUUGGGAAUUAUGAUCGAUAUAUUUUAAUUGAUGCCGGCGUUAUGUUUCCUGAUUAUGAUGAGCUUGGAGUGCAAAAGAUUAUACCUGAUACCACAUUUAUCAGAAGAUGGAGACACAAAAUUGAAGCAGUUAUUAUAACACAUGGUCAUGAAGAUCACAUUGGUGCGUUGCCUUGGGUUAUUCCUGCUCUGGAUUAUCGCACUCCAAUUUAUGCAUCAUCCUUUACAAUGGAGCUGAUCAAAAAACGUUUAAAGGAGAAUGGGAUCUUUGUUCCAUCCAGACUUAAGGUGUUUAAAACAAAGAGGAAAUUCACAGCUGGGCCUUUUGAAAUAGAGCCUAUCAGGGUGACCCAUUCUAUUCCUGAUUGUUGUGGACUGGUCCUUCGUUGUGCUGAUGGUACAAUUCUUCACACUGGGGACUGGAAGAUUGACGAAUCACCAUUGGAUGGAAAAGUUUUUGAUCGUGAAACUUUAGAGGAACUCUCAAAAGAAGGAGUCACGCUGAUGAUGAGUGACUCAACAAAUGUUCUGUCACCUGGAAGGACCAUUAGUGAAAGUGUGGUAGCUGAUUCAUUAUUGAGACGUAUUUCAGCUGCUAAAGGAAGGAUUAUCACUACUCAAUUUGCAUCAAAUAUACACCGCCUAGGAAGCGUGAAAGCAGCUGCUGAUUUGACUGGUAGAAAGUUGGUCUUUGUUGGCAUGUCAUUGAGGACAUAUUUGGAUGCAGCGUGGAAGGAUGGAAAGGCACCUAUUGAUCCAUCCACUCUGGUUAAAGUGGAAGAUAUUGAUGCUUAUGCCCCAAAGGAUUUGCUAAUUGUCACAACCGGAUCACAAGCAGAGCCGCGUGCAGCACUCAAUCUUGCAUCAUAUGGAAGCAGUCAUGCCUUAAAACUGAACAAGGAAGAUGUUAUUUUAUAUUCAGCUAAGGUAAUCCCCGGCAAUGAAUCUAGGGUAAUGAAAAUGAUGAACCGCAUAUCAGAGAUUGGCUCAACUAUAGUAAUGGGUAAGAAUGAGCUGCUUCACACGUCCGGCCAUGGGUAUCGUGGAGAACUGGAGGAAGUGCUUAAAAUUGUGAGGCCGCAACAUUUCCUGCCCAUACAUGGAGAACUCUUGUUUUUGAAAGAACAUGAAUUACUUGGGAAGUCCACUGGCAUUCGACACACUACUGUUAUAAAGAAUGGAGAGAUGCUUGGGGUUUCUCACUUGAGGAACAGAAGAGUUCUAUCCAAUGGUUUUGUCUCCCUUGGGAAGGAAAAUUUGCAGUUGAUGUAUAAUGAUGGGGAUAAAGCAUUUGGCACAUCAACUGAGCUUUGCGUUGAUGAGAGACUAAAAAUUGCAACAGAUGGUAUUGUAGUGGUCAGCAUGGAAAUUUUACGCCCUCAAAAUGUAGAUGGUCUAGUUGAAAAUAGCUUAAAAGGAAAAAUAAAAAUCACAACACGCUGCCUGUGGCUGGACAAAGGGAAGCUUUUGGAUGGACUUCACAAAGCUGCCCAUGCUGCACUUACAAGCUGUCCUGUGAACUGUCCUUUAGCUCACAUGGAAAGAACAGUAUCUGAGAUGUUGAGGAAGAUGGUAAGGAAGUAUAGCGGUAAAAGACCUGAAGUCAUUGCCAUUGCUGUGGAAAACCCAGCAGCAGUUCUUUCUGAUGAACUCAAUGCAAGGUUAUCUGGCAAAUCACAUGUUGGCUUCGGCAUAUCGGCAUUGAGAAAAAUGGUUGAUGGGCAUCCAACAAGAAAUCAGAUGGACAGGAAGCAACCUGACGAAAAUGGCUAUGCACAUUUAGAGAAAACAUCACCAAAAAAUUUGGAAGUUGAUGUCAAAUUUGAAAGAGAGCUACCAAAGGAAGAGGGCACUUCUUCAAGUCCCAGCUUAGCUGAAGGACAUUCCUCCAACUCGGAGGAUCAAGAUAAAUUUUGGAAAUCAUUCAUUCCAUCAUCCUACCCAGUCAAGCUCAAGGAAGAUGAAAGUUUGGUUCCACAAGGGGAACAUGCAAACAAGCUCAAGGAAAAUGGUGCAGAGAGCAGUGAUGAUGACUUGAUGGAUACUCAAAAUUCCAGAAAGAAGCGUUCCAAAUCUGUAAAACGGAACAAAUGGAAACCGGAGGAGGUUAAGAGUCUUAUUAAAUUGCGUAGGGAAUUACAUAGUAGAUUUCAAGUUGUACGAGGUAGAAUGGCUCUGUGGGAAGAGAUAUCUGCUAAGUUGAUGGCUGAUGGGAUCAGUCGUAGUCCAGGACAGUGCAAAUCUUUAUGGACAUCCCUGGUUCAGCAAUACGAGGAAAGCAAGAGUGACAUCAAAAGCCAAAAAGGUUGGCCCUAUUUUGAAGACAUGGAUAAUAUUUUAUCAGAUUCCGAGACAGUGGCAACAAAAUGA